Molecule: messenger RNA, 3569 nt
Organism: Amphimedon queenslandica
Lineage: Eukaryota; Metazoa; Porifera; Demospongiae; Haplosclerida; Niphatidae
Exons: 7
Coding region: 223-3336 (1037 amino acids)
Molecular function (GO): ubiquitin-protein transferase activity
Source: RefSeq, a predicted model, not a curated record
CCGUUUGUUUCAAAAUUAUCGAUACUGCUAAUGUUAAAUUUAAACUAAAUUUACGGUAGUUUACUGAUUUAUAGGCGUCCUGAGUUUUCCCAAGGUUUACGGUUUAGUACAUACAGAAACACGUGGCCCAAUGGCCAACUCUCUCGUCGUUCUCUCUCCUUUUCUAUAGACUAGUUCUUUUCUUUGAUGCUUCCCCUAUUUCUAAAAGAUUAGGAAAGUAAAAUGGACCAAGAUCUAAUGGAGCUCGAGAUGAAUCAGGUAUUGGAUAAGCUUGGUUAUAGUGAUGAGGUGAAAGAGAAAUUUAAAAAGGAAAAGAUAUAUGUAUCAACUGUUCCUGUUUUAACAAGGGAUCAAUUUACUGAGCUUGGUAUUAUGACUAUGGGGGAAAUAAUUUUAUUAAAAGAGGCAUGUAAGCAGUCAACAAACUAUACAAAAGUUGCUAGUGAGGUCACUCGUAUUAUGGCACCAGCCCUGCCCUGCUCAUCAAGCAGUGGGAAAGUUACGUUGCAGAAGAGAAAAGGAAAGAAGUAUAGCACGACAAUAAAACCUAAGGUUCAGGUCUUUCAAAAGAAGCUGGUCGUUCUAAAAUAUAUGGGUAGAAAAUCACCACUUACCUUUGGUCGUCAUGAAAGCGAUAUUUUAUUUCGAGGCUUGUUGCCAGAGAUCCCAUUAUCAAGUAAUGAAACAGAAAUCAGGAGAAUUAUCAUUGACAUUCUCCAUAGCAACAAAAGUUUUCUCUUGGAAAGCUUUGAUUUGUACGAUUUUGAAUUUCUGGAAGCAUAUGGUAAAAAGCUUACUGUACCAACUUGUGGAGAUAAUUUUGAAUUUAAUGGAAAAUCUGUAAAGCAAUUGGCUGGUGUUGGUGCAGUUUACAUUCGAUUGACUAAGAAACUUCCUCCUCGAGGCCCUUUUGUUGUUAGUGAUGAAUCAGAUGAUUUGGAGCCUCUAAAUAAAGAAGCACGACAAGAUUCAGACUCAAGCUUUGAAUUACCCGAUUUUAGCAAUAUAUCAUGGAUGCCUUCUGCACAAACAAUGUCUAUUUCUCACGAUGACGUUACUUCUCCAGAGACUAAUUCUUGUAGCAGCACUAUAACUCCUCUUAUUGAUACUUAUACAAACUCUAACGAUUCUACUUCUCUUUGUACUUCUUCCACUCAGUCUAUUCUUCCUAACACUACUUGGAGUGCCACUUCUAACUCUACUGUGGAGGCUACUCGUCCUACUGGUCGGCCCACUCAUUCUGUGCAGGCUACUCCUACUGGAAGGCCCACUCAUUCUGUGCAGGCUACUCCUCCUACUGGUCGUCCCACUCAUUCUGUGCAGGCUACUCCUCCUACUGGUCGGCCCACUCAUUCUGUGCAGGCUACUCCUCCUACUGGUCGGCCCACUCAUUCUGUGCAGGCUACUCCUCCUACUGGUCGGCCCACUCAUUCUGUGCAGGCUACUCCUCCUACUGAAAGGCCCACUCAUUCUGUACAGGCUACUCCUGCUACUGGAAGGCCCACUCAUUCUGUACAGGCUACUCCUCCUACUGGAAGGCCCACUAAUUCUGUGCAGGCUACUGCUACUCCUGCUACUGAAAGGCUCACUCAUUCUGUACAGGCUACUCCUGCUACUGGAAGGCCCACUCAUUCUGUGCAGGCUACUCCUACUGGAAGGCCCACUAAUUCUGUGCAGGCUACUGCUACUCCUGCUACUGGAAGGCCCACUCAUUCUGUGGAGACUACUCCUCCUACUGAAAGGCCCCCUCAUUCUGUGCAGGCUACUCCUCCUACUGAAAGGCCCACUUAUUCUGUGCAGGCUACUUAUGUUACUGGAAGGCCCACUCAUUCUGUGCAGGCUACUCCUCCUACUGAAAGGCCCACUCAUACUGUUCAAGCUACUCCUUUUACCAGAAGGUCCUUUUCUCUUAAUUCUACUGUGCAGGCUACUCCUACUGCAAGGUCUGCUUGUACAAAUACUGUCCAGGACACUCCUAUUGGAAGGCCCACUCCUUUUGAUCAUACUGUGCAGGCUGACUCAGUAAUAGCCACUCCUCCAAGUCCAAGCAAUGUUACACCUCCUGCCUCCCCUAAUCUUUCUGUGUUUUAUGAUUCUUACAUUGAAGAGCCAUAUCAGUAUGAUGCUCCUCCCACAACAUUAGAAGGUAUUCAUGAGAUGUAUUCGUCCCUCUCUAUAGAUGAUAUUUCAUUGAUUUUUGAAGUUUCUGGCCGUAGUUAUCCAAAGACACUACAUUUCUUGGAAAAUCAAUCUUUAAACAAUUUACUUGAUCUCCUAUAUAGUCAUUAUAUAGGAUAUUGUACCGAAGAAUCACCUAAGCUGACAAUUGAACGAGAUACCUCACCUGAAGAAAUGGCCGAAGUACUCUUGUCCUUUUAUAAAAGUGGUCGUUUCUCUACGAAUGCCUGUGUGAGAGUUAUGGAUGGCACUAUAGUAAUGGACAGUGGGGGUGUACGUCGGCAGCUAUAUUCUACUGCUUUUAGCGCAAUCGCCAAUGGACACAUGCAAAUUUUUGAUGGUCCUGGAAAUAGAAUCAGACCGGCUAUUAAACCAUGUAAUAUAGCUUCAGGAAUUCUCAGAAACCUUGGUAAAGCAAUUGCACAUUAUUUAAUAAUGGAUAAAUGUGGUUUUCCAUUUCUGUCGCCUCCUAUAUAUCACUAUUUGGUUGGUGAAAAUGAUAUUGCGGUCACAUUGUUAGAAGACAUAGAUGUGUCUGGAGAGUCAUUGCAUGUGAUUAAUAAGAUAAAAUCCUGUUGUUCGAAAGACAAGUUGGUUGAUGAUGAGGAGGAUAUGCAGUAUAUUGAUAAUGCUCUGAAUCAAUGUGGCAGUGAGCUUACUCUGAAUGUUGCAAACAGAGACAGCAUCAUACAAACUCUUUUGAUGCAUUAUGGCUUGUUUAGAAGAAAGAGUUAUCUGGACUCUAUUGCUGAAGGACUACAAGUUUUCAAAAUUUUCACCUUCAUGAAAACUUUUCCAGGAUUAUUUAAGCCUGUUUUCACAAGCCGAGAGAUAUGCAGUACUGAUGUCAUUCAGCAGAUUGUACCUCUAGAUUCACCUCUAGAUGACCAUAUGUUCAAGCUAAUUUCUUCACUUUUUGAUUAUAUCUCAGAACUCUCUGAAGAAGGGUUAAAGUGUUUUCUGCGCCUAGUUACUGGGAGUGAUUUUUUGAUCAAUGACUGUAUUAUAGUGCGAUUCACUUCUUUGGAUACAGAUCCUCCUUUAUCCUUCCAUACUUGUGCAAAGACUAUUGUCAUAUCAACUAAGAUCGUAAAUACUGAAGAACUCAAGGCAGAGUUUGAUGUACUGAUACAAGAUAGAUCCUUCACUAUGGCAUAGCAUGAAUUGCAAAUUUGUGACAUGUUUAUGAAUUUUGUAUUCAUUAUCAUUAUCUAUUUUAUGAGCAUUGUAUCUUUGUCAUUUACCAUUCAUAUUUACUUUGUAUAAUAAUCAAUGUAAUAAUUAAGCAACAAAUAGGGGAGGGUGCAUGUGUGUGUGAGAGAGAAAGAGGAAGGAGUUCACAAAAGGAAAUUAAUUUUAUACAAAAUCAUUAUGUAAUAUUGAAUUUAAGU